Messenger RNA from Dreissena polymorpha, 3658 nucleotides. RefSeq lists its product as uncharacterized. Gene Ontology annotation, molecular function: cysteine-type endopeptidase activity. Gene Ontology annotation, biological process: proteolysis. The record is from RefSeq and is a predicted model, not a curated record. The transcript has 8 exons. Lineage: Eukaryota; Metazoa; Mollusca; Bivalvia; Myida; Dreissenidae. The coding region runs from base 331 to 1296 and encodes 321 amino acids.
ACUGGAGAGAUGCCGGAAGAGGAAUGUCUGCGACUAAGUCAAGGGCCACUGGAUAAGGGUUGUUGAUGGCAAAACAGGUUGGAGACUACAUAAGACUUUGACAGUUGGCGGGAAACCAUCAUCAACUGGAGAGAUGCCGGAAGAGGAAUGUCUGCGACUAAGUCAAGGGCCACUGGAUACGGGUUGUUGAUGGCAAAACAGGAAGAGGAAUGUCUGCGACUAAGUCAAGGGCCACUGGAUACGGGUUGUUGAUGGCAAAACAGGUUGGAGACUACAUAAGACUUUGACAGUUGGCGGGAAACCAUCAUCAACUGGAGAGAUGCCGAAACAAUGGAAGAGCCUAAAGACGAAUUUAAGAUCUUCACCGACGGAGAAUUUUCUUCACCCAUUUACAGAACCAAAGCAAAACGAGUACAGGUGGUAUAUUUCUGCCUUGACUCCCCGAUAGGCACGUAUAACCACGCCAAACAACGAAUACGAGUUGAUAUCAAAGCUAGUCAACUGUAUGGAAAAGAGGUGGACAUCGAUGUUUUUCGAUUCGACAGAUUCUACCGAGAUCGAUUUUAUGAUAAAAUAAAAGUUGACGAAAAGGACAAACCCCAAAUGAAAGUGGAGAUUUUUAAAAACUACACAUGCGAAGAAGUUGACGAGGUGUUUGAAGUGCUCGGGAAGAACGCUCAUAAGUUUGACGCAUAUUUCUUCCAUUUCUUCACUUACCUGCAGGUUGGAGAGAGAGGCAAAGCGGUCAACAGGCACCUCAAAGACUACAGACUUCAGUUCUACGACCGGGCGAUCCCUCUUGACCACAUUUUCGACAAAAUAAAAGCCUGUCCAUCGAUGGCUCUCAAACCGAAGAUUUUCUUCGUACAAGCGGACAACCUCGAAAUGUUGCAGCCACUGGUGAUUAAGAAGGCAACGCCGGUGACUUCCGAGCGAAAGAUUCCGAGCGACGCUGACAUCCUGGUGAUUAUGUCGACCAUUCCACAAGAGUUGGCCUCAAGACCCAGAAGACAACGCACGGAAACCAAUCGGCCAGUUGAUCAACCUUCGGAAGAUUCCGCCGCUAGGACGGGCGCCGAAACAAGGCUUAAACAAUGCUCCAUCUUGGUUCAGGCCAUUGUCGACAUUUUGGAAGACCAUGUUUUCAGAGAUGAAGAUAUCUUCACUAACACGCCUCUGAUACUCGGCAAAGCGAAAGAAAUUAUCGAUACCACGGUCUUUGGCGAUGACUAUAAAGACUACGAUAUUCCGGUGCCGACAGUGCGGUCAACGCUUACAAAGUUCUUUUUUUUUUAAAGUUCUUUUUGAGCAUAAGAAACGAUGGUAAAACACAAUAUUUUAUAUUUUCCAAUUUUCUGUUGUAUUGUAUAUUGUGUUAGGAGAAAGAGAAAAGUGUAUUUCUAUGGUAAUAUAUAUAUAUAUAUAUAUAUAUAUAUAUAUAUAUAUAUAUAUAUAUAUAUAUAUAUAUAUAUAUAUAUAUAUAUAUAUAUAUAUAUAUAUAUGGUAACCAUUAUUUUUCCUGACCGUUGUGUAUUAGAUCAGGCGAUUCUUACAAUAAUUUUACGAGGCUUGCCAAGCCGCUAUUUUUUCUAAUUAAUUGUUCGUGCCGAGCCUGAUGUAUUGCAAAACGACCAGGAAGUAAAAGGUUAUUCUGUUUAUCAUACCACUCACAUAAUAUGUAUAAAUAAAUAAUCAGCUUUAUUUUUAGGUUCCUGUUGACGUGAUUGAAGAAAAAAAUCAGACAGCUUUUCAAUAGGCUUAUACCAAUUUAGUGGUAUAAUAAAUAUUGACUUGCGAGUCUUUGUGUAAAUUAUCUACAUUAAAUACCUGUUCAUUCCAAUAGCAGUUUAUAUUUCUGACAUUUAUUCAAAAUAUUAACGGACGUUGUCUAUAAAUAAUACGUUAUGAAAUAGAGCCGUUAUAGUUGUGUGAGUUCAAUUAUAUGCUUGUCUUUCUGCCAUUGCAAUAACAUAGAACCUAUGUCACAUAUAGAAGAACUUUGUCAUUGAAACGGACUUCAAUGGGACAAUGUCUUCUACAUGCAAAAGCUGUAUAAUGUUUAGCAUGCUAUUGUUAAGCAUUGUUGACCAUUCGAUGAUAUGUUAACAUGUUGUGCUUACCAAUUGUGCACACACCAUUGUCUCGCAUGGAUUGUAGUAAAUAUAUAUAUUUAUAUAUAUUUCAUUCAUGCAGAAUUCUUAUGAAAUAUCGAAUUCAGAAUUUGACAUUAAUAAUUACAUAGAAUAAUCGUUAAACAUAUGCAUGCGAAAAGAAAGGAGGUCGAUUUAACUUUACCGGUAUGUAAAAAAGAAUGGAAAAGCGUGUAACUUUAUCGUUGCUUAGCGCGCAACACUUAACACCUAACGCAACACAUAAUAAUCCGUUUUAUCCUAUAUAUUCCUUAUACCUAAACCGCCCCAAACCCCCGCUUUGUCGAUAGAGAUGAACAAUUGGGUACCGGUAAAGUUCAAUUUAGCCAAGAAAAGUAUGCAUACAUUCUGAGAUAAAUACAUCGCAAUUCGGUCGUGUUAUAUUUCCCACAUCACAUUUACAUAUUGACGUCAUACUUGAGAUUGUUUUCUAUAACCAAAGUUUACACAUUACUUCAUAUGAGCCCCGUUCUUUGAAAAAUGUGCUUAAUGCAUGCGCGUAAAGUGUCGUCCCAGAUAAGCCCGUGCAAUCCGCACAGGCUAAUCAGGGACGACACUUUUCGACUAAAGUGAUGUUUCUCUAAAAAGAGUCCUCUUUAAAACGAUGCCACACAAUCGGAAAGAAUCGUCCCUGGUUUGCAUGUGCGCAUAUGCAUUAAGCCCAGUUUUCCCAGAACGCGAGUCAUGAAAACACGGUUAUAAUGAAGGAACGCUUAGGAAAUAACUAUUUAUUGCAUAAGACACUUUGAAAAAGGAAAUAGCUGUAUUCUUCUAUUGCAAACUCAACGUUUAUUAUUGUCAUGUAUGUUCACUUUAUUGCGGAAUGAAUGUAUUUGUAGCCUCAUAUUAAACACUGAUUUACACGUUAUGUAUAUGCCAAAUCAGUUCAUUGUAUAAAUGUGUCGCGUUCUGAGAGAACUGGGCAUAAUGCAUGUGCGUAAAGUGUUGUCCCAGAUUAGCCUGUGCAGUCCGCACAGGCUAAUCAGGGACGACACUUUCCGCUAAAAUUGGAUGUUUGCUAAGAAGGACUUCAUUUAAACGAAAAAUGUCAUAAAAGCGGAAAGUGUCGUCCCUGAUUAGCCUGUGCGGACUGCACAGGCUCAUCUGGGACGACACUUUACGCACAUGCAUUAUGCCCAGUUUUCACAGAACAAGACACAAAUUACCACACGUCACUCUCACGCACACUUUAUCUCCACUAUCUUACACACACGCUCACAAACUGCUACUUUUGCUACACACGUAGACUUUUCGACAGCAUAUAAACCAUAAGGGAUGCCUACAAUUUUCAUUCAUUUUAGGCCAACAAAACAAUGGCAUCAUCUUUUCCUCAUUAGAAGAUGCCCAUUAAUAAUAGAUUGUGUAUUGUAUUAUAUAAAUAUGUUAUUAACCCUCUCUCUGAUUCUUAUUUGUGUUAGUCAUUACGUUCACGGAUGUAUAUACUAUUAUCAAUUUGUUAAUACGAUGCGCUGGAAUAUUCUUUAGUUAAUAAAACAUUUCUUCUGUUC